Dimorphilus gyrociliatus is the source of this 3992-nucleotide messenger RNA. Lineage: Eukaryota; Metazoa; Annelida; Polychaeta; Dinophilidae. The record is from the annotation of a GenBank genome assembly.
AAGUCAGCGCAAAAUGGCGCAGAAAAUAGAUGCUGUCUGUGAUAUUAAAGGAUUUUUAAACGGAAUAACUUCAUUCGUCUCUUCAAACAAUUAAAGUUUCCAUGACGAAGUCGUAGAUAACAAUAUUUCUAUUUAGGAUUACGUAAAAAUGUCUGCAAUUAAAUUAGAAGAUGCUCAAGCGAAUUUCCGAAGUAAUCUGUUUGGAAGAACUAAUGAAGCUUUAUUGAUAGACAGUAUGCAGCUAGUUGACACCAGAAAGUCAUUUCCCGUUCCAAACCAUCUUUUAGAGAGUAAAAUCUACUCAAAGUUGUCGAGAAAUAACGUUGUUCAAGCUCGUCCUUCAGUAAUUCAUUUUUCCGGAUUCGAAUUGAAUAAGGUUCACCGUUUACCUCUGGAAUUAGCCAACAUUUCGCCAGAUGUGCUUCGAAUGCACGUUAUACCGCCUCAAACACGAUAUUUCAGUAUUAAAUAUCAAAAGAAAGAUCGCUUAGUUCCUGGUUUAACUUUAGACUGUAUAGUGGAAUUUAAAGCAGACGAAUGGCGCUAUUAUUAUGAUUGUAUCAGGAUACAUACGCCUGGGGAAGAAAAUCUGGUUAUUCCAGUACACGCCUACCCUGUCCUUAAUCUUGUCGAUUUUCCAUCAACCGUAAGAUUCUCACCCAUUCCAAUCGGCGAAAGUGAAACACGGAAUAUUCCUUUAGAAUGUAACUGCCCUAUCGAAUUCGAAUAUCAUGUUAUAGUUCUUCAGAAUCAUUCAGCCUUUAAGGUUGAACCAAUGUCUGGCGUUGUCACUCCACAUAGUAGAGAGGAAAUAUCUGUUACAUUUUCACCAAUCGAUUUUGCAACUGCUAUGAUCAAAGUACAAGUAACCGUUUCCCAAUUUAACGCCAAACCCUUAAUCUGCACUGUCUAUGGAAAAGCAAAUCCCGGAUUACUAAGAGAAAAGAUGCUAGAGACUUAUGAGAGUGAUUUAUUAAAUGAUGAUACAUCCAUGGACGACGAUAUGGAUACGGAUAACCCUUUAGACUUGGAGGAUAUAAGACCUCUGGGAAGAGUUCGAAAGAAAAGGGAAAAAUCGCAAGUCGUUAUCGAAGGGACAAGUAGACAAGCAACAACGCUAGUUGAAAGAGACGGUCUAAGAUUCGGUGAAAAUUUAGACAAUGUACACGCUGUCAAUUUAGUAUUAAAUCAAGAGCCUGGAAAGUUAAGCAUGAACGAACUCAGACAAGCAAUUUCCGCCAAAGCUAAAACAGGAACUAGUCGACAAAUGAAAGAGGCUUCUUUCGAAAAACUAGUACUGGAGGAUAUCGAAGCGGAAAAGCGUAAUAAAUUUAAAUGGCAGGUUCACGUUGGAAAAGACGCUUUAUCCUAUGAACAAAAAUUAAAUAUACUUACUGAUAGGAGAGACGCUUGGAGUACUUAUAAACUAGAAAGGGGUGAUCCAGUUUUGGACCAUGAGUACUGUCGAAUUAGAACGAAAUGUUCGUUUAAUAGGAAUACAAGAGAUUUCAAGUGUUUGCCACCUGAAGACGCAAAUUUUGACGUCUAUAGUAACGACACAUGGGCAGUUAGACAUUCCAUUUUAUCAAAGUUUCAACAAGCGGCACGCAAAAUCCUUAUAAGGAAACGGUGUGAAAAGAAGUUAAAAAGUUUACAAACUUUGUUUGUCGAUUGGAAAGAUGGAAAAUACACGGGUAAAGUUGCAGUAGGAGAUAAGAAAGAAAUUGAAAAAAAGACAAUUCAUGAUGAUAUAAAACUUUCUAUCGAUGAUAUUAAAUCCGUAUCUUUUCCAACAUAUAUUGAUCCUACUCAAAAAGAUGACUUAGCUGUAGAUUCCCUGGGUAUUGUACCAGUUAAAGAGACAGAAGUCGUUGUAAAGUCAAGAGUACCCUAUCAUCCUCUUAAAGUUCCUCAACAAUAUAAACUACUGCAAUACACCGCCUACAACAUUCAUGAAGUGGGUCAAGGUUACGUUUCUCCUAACCAAACUCGCCAAUUUCGAACUGGUGCAGAAGAUGAGGUUAUUAUUUUAUCUGAGUCUGAUGUGACACUGGUAGCCACACCUGAGCCUCCUGCUGAAGAGGAAAAACAGGAAGAGGACGAGGUAUUACUUGAAGAGUAUAAGGAAAAUGAGGAAGAAUCCAAGGUCGUAGCAGAUAUUCUUUCACCACCAUCCACUAUUUGUCGAAAUCCCAGGUACGAUCCAAUGCAUAUAUUCAAUCCAAUACCUGGGAUGCUUGUUCGACAACAACCCAUUAAUUACUCAGAGGUGGACGGCGACUUCCACCUUUGUCCUAUACCUCUUUACCCAACUGCUGAAUCAAAUUCCGUCCAUAAUUCAACUCGAAAGGCUUUCCUAGAUAGAAAAGAGACAAUUAAAGGUUCGAUGACCUGGAGGAAAUUCCCAUCUCAGGGUUUAACAUCAUUGUCUAGUACACCUACUCUGACAAGCGUAUGGGUACCACGCUGGACAGAUCCGUUUUCAAAUGACCUCCUUCCAAAAGAAACUCCAGCCAUUCUCGAUCAGUUGCCCGCUGAAGAUGUUAUUGAAGAACCUCAGAAUUUAACUGGUGCAAUGGAUACUAGUAUACCGGAAGAGGAUACGUACGCGUCUUUCUUAACAAUGGAAAUGGUUAAGGCGCAAUUUCCCGCCGUGCAAGAUCCUCCUACAAACCGAAAAGCAGCAGCAGAUGAUUCGAAACCUCCAACAACAAUGGCUAAACAAAGGGAAGACGCAUUUCCCUUUGGGGACAGGAUGCCCCCUACUAAUAUACCGGUCUCGCAGUUUGGCUACGUGCAAAAGGAAAAGAGGGAGGAAGAGCUCGACUAUUUUCUAGUAAGAAAAUACGAUCAAUUAGGUAGAAAGAUCCGCCAAAGGACCGAAAAGUGGAAAGAGAUGAAGAAGGACUAAAGUGAAGGCCUUUAUCAUUACUUAUCUUAUCCAUUGCAUAUAUAAUAACAAAAAAACCAAUAAACCGUUUUUUUGAUAUUGUUCACCUAUGCUUUGUUUAAAGUAGACUACAAGUUUUAUUAUUGAAUCAGUCGGAUCUAUUUUCUUCUCUUCCGGCAUUUUCUCAAUACGUAAUAGUAAGAAUAUAAGAAUAUAUAAUGCGCUAUUUAUCUUCUCGGCUCGUUUUCUCCCUGGCUUAUACUGGUGCUGAAGCAAGUUUUUUACUAACAAUCGUCCACCUUUUCCUUUGGAACUUAAAGCGAUCGGUUUAAUUAUAGCCUUGUACUCUUUUCAUUUUCUCAGAAGGUUUGGAGAGGUACUUUUACUACAGGACUUUAGAGAAAAGAUAGCGAUUACGAAAUCCAUUGCAUGGUUUGUAUAUUUUACUUUUUUCGGCUUCUGGUUCGGAGGUUCUGUAACUGUACGGCAUUAUCGCGAAGAAUACGUACUUAAUCUUUCCAACUGGCCCAUGACGAUGUCCGGGUUGCUCCUAUGGCUAGUUGGUGAAGGGAGCAAUUGCUACUUUCACAUAAUCCUAAGUCGAAUACCGAAAAAUAAUUGGGAAGAUGGUUCGUAUCCUAAUCAUCGCGUCUUCCGCUUAAUCGCUUGCCCUCAUUAUCUCUCCGAAAUUUUAAGUUGGUCUGGAUUCGCACUGGUUGUUUUUACUAUGGCCUCUUGGUGUUUUCUUGCCACAACAAUCAUCCUCUUAUCCAUUAAGGGUCGUUUGAAAUUACGCAAUUACAAGAAAAUGUUUGGUAACCAAACAGUCAUUGAUAGACCUUAUGAUAUACCUAAAAGUUGUUUAGUUCCUUACGUUUUCUAGUAUUAUUAUUGUGUUUUUUUUCUUAUUUUUAACCAACAUGUCACGUUCACGAACAAUAAAAUUCUUCUUCAAAAAGACGUCUGCAUAAGACCAGGUCUAUUGAUGAUCGCAUAUAUAUAUAUAUAUAUAUAUAUGUGUGUGUAUAUUAUGUGUAUACAUAGGUUUAUAUUUAUACACAUAUUUUCUUUGGAUAUAUAUAUAUAUAUAUAUAUAUAUAUA